Symbiodinium sp. CCMP2456 is the source of this 2025-nucleotide messenger RNA. The record is from the annotation of a GenBank genome assembly. NCBI's taxonomy places the organism in Eukaryota, Dinophyceae, Suessiales, Symbiodiniaceae.
AUGGCAUCGACCGCGCAGUAUGCCGGCCAAACCAGCUUCUUCGGGGACAACACGCCGCUGCCCAUCGAGUCUGGCUAUGCCAUUGUGCUAGGCUUUGGCGCAUUCUUCUCCGUGCUGACCACGGUGUUGGUGUACCUGGACAAGUAUGCCAAUGGCACGGAACACACGUCUGAGUUCUUCAACACUGCCGGCCGCUCCGUGAAGACGGGCUUGACUGCCUCUGUGAUCGUGUCUCAGUGGACCUGGGCUGCCACGCUGCUGCAGUCCUCCAACGUGGCGUGGCAGUAUGGAGUGUCUGGACCAUUCUGGUACGCCAGCGGCGCAACGAUCCAGGUCCUGCUUUUCGGCAUUCUGGCCAUCGAGAUCAAGCGCCGCGCACGGACGGCCCACACCGUUUGCGAGAUGGUCCUUGCAAGGUGGGGCAAGGCGGCGCACUUGACGUUCCUCUUCUUCGCGCUGCUGGCCAAUGUGAUCGUGACCUCCAUGCUGCUGUUGGGCGGUGCUGCCACCGUGAACGCACUGACAGGCGUGGACACCGACUUGGCGUCCUUCCUGAUUCCAUGGGGUGUGAUCCUGUACACGGCGGCAGGCGGCUUAAAGGCCACUUUCAUGGCAUCCUACCUCCAUACCGCCAUCAUUUUCCUGGUUCUGGUGGUAUGCGUGUACACUGUCUACGUGAAGAACUUCUCCUCCGACGUGAUCUACGCUGGCCUGCAGCAGGUGUCGAGCUACUCGACGACUCAGUGCGAGCAGAUCUUCAAGCAGGGCACUCAGACCUUCUUCGAAGCGGGCAAGUACGCCUGCGGGCCUGUCCCAGAGAACGAGGGCGGAUCCUACCUGACCAUGCUCUCGGGUGGUGGCACCAAGUUCGGCAUCAUCAAUAUCGUUGGUAACUUCGGCACCGUCUUCGUGGACCAGUCGUACUGGCAAUCUGCCAUCGCGGCUAAGCCGACCAGCGCCCACAAGGGCUACCUCCUGGGUGGAUUGGUUUGGUUCACGAUCCCCUUCGCGCUCGCCACGUCCCUUGGCCUGUGUGCCGUUGCCCUGCAGCUUCCCAUCUCCUCCGCCGAAGCCGGCGCGGGUCUGGUGCCGCCCGCGGUCGCCACGCACCUCUUCGGCAGCUUCGGCUCAGUGAUGAUGGCGGUGAUGCUCUUCAUGGCCAUCACCUCCACAGGCUCUGCCGAGGGCAUCGCCGUGUCAUCCUUGGUCACCUACGACAUCUACAAGACCUACAUCAACCCCAAGUGCACUGGCCAGCAGGCAUUGUUUAUCUCCAAGGUAGUUGUUGUGGUCUUUGGUCUCCUCAUGGGAGGCCUCGGCGUGGCUCUGAAUCACAUGGGCCUGAACCUUGGCUGGGUGUACCAGUUCAUGGGCAAUGCUAUCGGCUCUGCCGUGGUGCCUCUCUGGAACUUGCUCAUGUGGAAGAAGGCCAAUGCGAUGGGGGCCGUGGCUGCAGCCUGGGGCGGCAUGAUCCUGGCCCUGGCAACUUGGCUGAUCGUCUGCCAGGCCGAGUUCGGUGAGAUCACCAUCGACAACCUGGGAACACUGAACCCAAAUCUCGCUGGCAACAUCGUGGCCUUGGCGUCAUCGGCCUUGAUCCAUUUCGUCUUCUCCAUGGCCAGUCCUCAGAACUACGAUUUCGAAUCUAUGGGCAAGAUCGAAAUGCUCGAGCAGGACAUGAGCGGCCUCGACGACGAGGACUACACCUCGGACUUCCUGGAUGCGGCCAAGUGGUGGAUUCAGAAGUGGGGUUGGGGCUUCACCAUCCUCAUGGUCCUGAUUUGGCCUCUGCUGUCUUUGCCUGCCGGGGUCUUCACGACGGACUACUUCGCGUUCUGGGUGUUCAUCAGUAUCGCCUGGAGCUUCGUGGCCACGUUCGUGAUCAUCGUCCUCCCCAUUCAAGAAUCGUGGGGUGCUAUCAUGGGUGUGUGCUACUUCAUGGUUGGCAAGCAGGCCCCUCAAAAAGCCGGCGCUGCAGCGUCCACUGCUGAGAAGGCUCCUGAAACGCAGGAGGUCGCGUAUUAA